AUGCCGCAAAUUGACUUAAAUAAUGUUUUGUGUGUAUCGUGUUUGUGUAUAGGAAGAAGAUUACAAAGACUAAGUGAAAGUUUAAAUAAGUUUUAUAUGGAUGCUCUAUACGAAAUACCGCUGUCCAAUGUAGACUGUAUAGAUCCAGUUGUGUGUUGGGAGUGUGAAGCAAUUUUAAAGAAAUGUCUCUCCUUCCGUGAGCAAGUAAAGGAUUCAUAUAGAAUUCUUCAAACUUACACAGUAGAGAACCUAAAUGAAUGUCUACUUAGUGAUGUGUCUCGUCCACCAAGAUUAAUUAUUCAUAGCAAUGAUUCAGUUAACAUAAACCCAUUCAACGAAGUUAAAGUUGAAUUUGAAACAGAGAUAUUAAAAACCGACACAGAUUACCAAUUAUCAGAUACAGAUGACAUAAACAAUGAUGAGAUACAGACAGUUUUGUGUGAUAUUAAAAAUGAAUUUGUGUCAACAGAAGAUGAGAAAGACAGUCUUACAAUGAAAAAUUUUGCUGACAUAAAAGAUGAAAAAACUGACUUUGAUUCACUAGUAGAAAAGAGAGAUAUGAAACAGAAUAACAAGAGAAAGUUAAACAGAGAAAGAGAUAAAGGGAGAAGCAAAAUUAAGGCUGAUUCAAACAAAUAUCCAACUUAUAAAACCUUACCGAGACAAGUUAUACAUAGAAAGGAUCAAGUUCAAAGAACACCAGAGCUUAAACCUCACAAGAAAAGGGUUCAAUGUGGCGAAUGUGAUAAAACAUUUAGUCAUCGUGCUGGUCUGAUGAAUCAUCGCAUAACGGUGCACGAAGCUCAAAAUGAAUUCCCAUGCAAAGUGUGCAAAAAGGUGUUCAGGUGGAAGACUAGUCUAAAACGACAUCUGGAGAAACAUGCGGCUAAUACUCAAACUCCUGAAGCAUUUUGUUCGCUAUGUGGUAUCGGGUUUGGGAGUGUAGCAUCACUACAGCGACAUCUUAGAAACAGUUUGAAACACGUGACGCCGGAUCAACUUAAAUUCAUAUGCGAUCAUUGUAAGCGUCGUUUCGCAGACAAAACGAAAUUGCGAGACCAUAUAGAAGACAAACAUUUACACAGAACAUAUAAAUGUUAUAUAUGUGAUAAGCCGUCAAAAAACCGGGUUGGAUUGGAACAACACAUCCGUAACGUGCAUAAGGGAAGACCAAAUAAUAAAAUGUGUCAUCAUUGUGGAAAGGGAUUUCCGGUGAGUCUUUUAUUUGUAAUACGGGGUGUGGGAUCCGGCCAUAGAAACUGUUGGCUGAAAAGUUCGAAGAAAAACUUUUGUUUUUUAUAG
Molecule: messenger RNA, 1302 nt
Organism: Pieris macdunnoughi
Lineage: Eukaryota; Metazoa; Arthropoda; Insecta; Lepidoptera; Pieridae
Source: the annotation of a GenBank genome assembly